This is a messenger RNA of Amblyraja radiata (thorny skate), 732 nucleotides long. RefSeq names its product protein (peptidylprolyl cis/trans isomerase) NIMA-interacting, 4 (parvulin) (gene pin4). The transcript has 4 exons. Gene Ontology annotation, biological process: rRNA processing. Bases 51 to 446 code for a protein of 131 amino acids. Gene Ontology annotation, molecular function: DNA binding; peptidyl-prolyl cis-trans isomerase activity. The record is from RefSeq and is a predicted model, not a curated record. NCBI's taxonomy places the organism in Eukaryota, Metazoa, Chordata, Chondrichthyes, Rajiformes, Rajidae.
ACACUUGGCGUGGGGUCUUUCCAUGCCUAGGGCGAAGGCCACUCUGGACCAUGCCCCCCAAAGGGAAAGGGAAACCGAAGGCAGCCAGUAAGGAGGGGAAAGCUGCAGCUGGUGGUGAUAAUGGUGAUAAGAAAGAUAAAGGACCUAAAGGGGGUAAUGCAGUUAAGGUGCGACAUAUUCUCUGUGAAAAACACAGUAAAAUCAUGGAAGCCAUGGAGAAGUUGAAAGCGGGUAUGAAAUUUAAUGAAGUAGCCAGCCAAUACAGUGAAGACAAAGCCAGGCAAGGAGGUGAUCUGGGCUGGAUGACCAGAGGUUCAAUGGUGGGACCCUUCCAGGAAGCUGCUUUUGCCCUCUCCAACAGCACAACAGAUAAACCCAUAUACACAGACCCACCAAUAAAAACGAAAUUUGGUUAUCACAUAAUUAUGGUUGAAGGGAAAAAGUAAAUUGAUUUUUUUUUAAACGUAAAAUCUCUGUAAAAUCUUACAUGUAGUAAGAAAUAGAACUAUGUCUCCUUCUUUACACAUACUAGUUACAGUAUAAAUUAUUUUCACUGCCUGUAUAAAAAAAAAUCAAGAAUGACUCUUGGGUAUAUCCUUUCCCUACAAUAAUGGGUAUGCUCGAGCACCAUUCCUUUUCAUCCAGAGAAAAUCCAGCAAGAGUUUCUGUUGUUUUAAAAGUUUUAUGACGUAAUGUGUCCAAAUAAACAAUUACAAAAUUUUGUGUUGUAAA